AACGUAGCAGCGUUGUUUCGCGUCACAGCGCGUUAUCACUACAUACAGUAAAAGAUAAUUAAACACUAAAUAAAAAAGUAAUGCAGUAGAAAUAAAUUUUAAUUGCUACUUAAGUAGAGCAAAAUGAAAGCUAAUAAUUAAAAAUAGAAAAAAAAAAAAUUAAAAAUAAAUUAAAUAAAAAUUAGAAAUUGCGUGACUGUGGUGAUAUGAAAAAAUUUCAAAGAAUCUGUGUGUGAGAAAUCGCACAAAAAUAUAUUAAACUGCUAUUGUAUUAAGAAAUUAUGAAAUUAAAAAAAUUGUUUAUUCACGCAAGUGGAAGCGUAAAAAAAAAUAAUAAAUUUGCAUAUAAAUGAGAAGCACAGCGCAACAGUGCAAUCAGUGAUUUAAUGCAGUGCGUGAUGUUAAAUAAUAAUAACAGUAAUUACACAUACGAAUUGUGGCAUUAAAAAUUAAUAAAAGAAUGCAAUAAUUCAUUCAAAAGGGUACCACCUGUCUGUUGUAGUCGCAUCAACGCCACCACGGAAGGUAUUUAAUUAUGCAAUGAGACAUCCCGUGCAAUAAGUUGGCUGCCGGUAUUGCAAAUAUUCGGUGCCAGCAAGCCAAAAACGCGCGACAAAAGACUUUAGGAAAACCCCGCGGCUUCUACUGCCACGCCUGCAUUGCGCUGUGCACGACUACCAAUUCAGUUGGUACGACCCUACGACCCUACGAACAGCAUUGCCUACGUUACGAAGCUAAACAAAUUUACAAGCGACAAGAAACAGCGUGCGGGGAAACACCAAACUGGCAAGCAAUCAGCUCGUACAAGCAAACGGUUUAGUCGGUUGUAGAGCAGUGCAUCCCUUUGUUCUGAUCUUUGUGUUUUGUGUUGUUGUAGCAAGGGUGCGCUGCAACUCCUAUAGAACUGAAAUGAUUCGUAUUUGUCAGUCGUUGCCAAUUUAACUGCCGGAAAUAAACUGAAUUUUGCAGCAAUUGAAGUUCAAGGAGAGCCAUUCCAGCGAAAUCACACCCGAUUCUAAGCCAUUUAUUCCAUUUUGGCGUCACAAUCAAAAGAAAUCGGGCAAGCAAUGAAAUUAAUAUGGGACGGCUUAACAUGAUGACAACCUCAAUUAAAACCACAUUUGUCACUCGCCAGGUGGCGCCAACAUCAGCAGUCGCAUUAAUAUCAAAGUCGUCGAAAGCAAACCGAGUGAACUCACCGGCAACAACAACACCAAUAGCAAAUUCCCCAGAAGCAUCUGAGAGACCACAGAGUUUGUGGUCAGCAACCACGACAACAACGGCAACAAUAAAAACAAAAAAGCACUGUCAUUUCGCCGAAACGCCAUCCUUAUCUUCGUACGGCACUGUACGCCACAUGCGGCAACUACUCAAUGCACAUCUGGUUAUCACAGCAACAACAUUGCAGCAAUGCGCCGCAGUACGAUGGCAACUGUUGGUUGUCUUCCUUAUAUGCAACUGUAUUGAUAUUUCCAUUUCCAACCAAAUCUCGACAGUGGGCGCCUUCGAGCCGGACUUCGUCUUUCCGCUGGAGAAUGUCACCGUGGCGCAGGGACGCGAUGCGACCUUCACGUGUGUGGUUAACAAUCUCGGCGGUCACAGGGUGAGUGGCGACUCCUCAACGGCCAGGGUCGCUUGGAUUAAGGCCGAUGCAAAGGCGAUUCUGGCCAUACAUGAACAUGUGAUAACAAACAAUGAUCGAUUGUCAGUCACACAUAAUGACUUCAAUACGUGGACGUUGGUCAUACGGAAUGUGAAAAUGGAGGAUUCCGGCAAGUACAUGUGUCAAGUGAAUACGGAUCCCAUGAAAAUGCAAACAGCCACAUUAGAAGUGGUGAUACCACCAGAUAUUAUCAACGAAGAAACGUCCGGCGACAUGAUGGUGCCAGAAGGUGGCUCAGCGAAGUUGGUAUGUCGUGCGCGAGGACAUCCGAAACCGAAAAUCACUUGGCGUCGCGAGGAUGGACGUGAAAUUAUCGCGCGUAAUGGAGCUCACCAAAAAACUAAAGCUUUGGCAGUUGAGGGCGAAAUGCUAACGCUGACCAAGGUGACUCGCAGCGAAAUGGGCGCCUAUAUGUGCAUCGCUUCAAAUGGUGUGCCGCCGUCGGUGAGCAAACGCAUGAAGCUGCAAGUGCAUUUUCAUCCAUUGGUACAAGUUCCAAAUCAAUUGGUUGGUGCGCCCGUUUUAACCGAUGUCACAUUGGUCUGCAAUGUGGAAGCAUCACCGAAAGCUAUCAACUACUGGCAACGAGAAAAUGGUGAAAUGAUUAUUGCUGGCGAUCGGUAUGUCCUCACUGAAAAGGAAAACAAUAUGUACGCCAUUGAGAUGAUUUUGCAUAUCAGACGCUUGCAAACCAGUGAUUUUGGUGGUUACAAAUGCAUCUCGAAGAAUAGUAUUGGCGACACGGAAGGAACGAUACGAUUGUAUGAAAUGGAGAGACCUGGAAAGAAAAAUCAACGAGAAGAUGAUAACGAAGUUGCGAAAAAUGAUGCCACACUCAAAGAUAAUCGCCACGAGGAUGGCUCACGCAAUCAAAACGGACGCCUCUACAAGGAGCGUGGCAGCGAUGCGGACCUGCAAAACGGCAGUCAAGCGCUGAGUAGGCGGCGAAAUACAAUAUAUAUGCUGGUGCUGACGCUGCUGGUGUCGCUUGCAGCGACUGCCACAAAAACAACAAUAAAAACAGCAGCAGUUACAACGGUAAGAAGACAAAGUUCAGACAAUUUAUAGCUUCACCGAAGACAAGCGAAUGCGAAGUAAACAAAUAAAGAAAUAAAAUAAAAAAUAAAACCCAACAAACAUAAUAGGUAUUAUAAGUAAUAGCGCGGCUCAAUAAAUAAAUGUAAUAAGAUAAAAAUUAAUAACAAAAAAAUAAAAAAAUAAAUAAAAAAUGAAAUAUGCAAUCAGAUAUUGGAAUAUAAAAAUAUUUAGCAGAAAGCAAAUAAUGAAUAACUGAGUUAAAUGUUACCUCUCUAGCGAAAUGUGUUUCUAUGACAAUGACUGUUGACUGUAUUUUUUAGCAGCUGACAUAGCUACGAGUUGCUUGGCGGCCUUUGAAGUUAAAUAACCCAGCAAACUUUAAAGUGAAAUAUGAAUAGUUUAGCUAUGAAAUAGAAGAAAAACCGAAAUAAAAAUAUAAAAUUAUAACAAAAUGCUUUGCAGAAGUAUUUGUAUUAGUGAAGGUAUGAAAUACUUGCGUAUGUAUGUUUAAGAAAUGUAUUAAUGGUAUAUAAAUGCUAAAUAAAAUAUGAAAGAAUAGUCAGCCAAACGCAGUAUUACGAGCGAUGUGUUAAAUAUUAAAAAGUAUAUAUGUCAGUAUGAUUUAUAAGAAAUGCUUAUGAAGUAGAAUCCACGCCUCCCCUGAUAUUGUAAAUACUUUAAGUCUAGACAAUGUACACUGUAAAUAUGUUCGCACGAUUAUCCUCAAUGUACUAAGCUGAGUUCGCAGUGCUCACAAUUUUUUUAAUGUUAAAUAGAAAUAAAUUUUAAUUUAAAAAUAGAAGCAAAUUAUUAUGGAAAACAUCCGGUAUGUAAUUUAGUCAAUGCUCGUUCAGCUAAAAAUUGCAGCACUUGUUCAUUAGGUUCCAUUAAUCUUUGAUAGCGGCGACGCGUUCUAAGGUGGAUAUAUCAAGGAA
Molecule: messenger RNA, 3636 nt
Organism: Anastrepha ludens (Mexican fruit fly)
Lineage: Eukaryota; Metazoa; Arthropoda; Insecta; Diptera; Tephritidae
Gene: DIP-beta
Product: matrix-remodeling-associated protein 5
Exons: 11
Coding region: 1079-2731 (550 amino acids)
Cellular component (GO): neuron projection
Source: RefSeq, a predicted model, not a curated record